AAUGAUGGAAUACCUUGUAUGCAACAUAUGCAAACUGCCAUUUAAAAGUCCCAGAAAGUUACCAUGCGGGCAUAGUUUUUGCUCGGACUGUCUGCAGUGGACUCUAAGGAAAGGUUCUUUAAAGGUUCAAAAUGAUGGAACCUUCUGUUUCUUUUGUAAAACUUGUGGCCAGCUGUGCGAGACGAACAUCAAGCAUGGAGUGAAAGAAUUCAAACGUCAAACAUUUUACGAUAGCUUGAUGGCCGUUCUACUUUUCAAGGCAUCUUUUAUCUGUAGUCACUGCUCAAAAAUAUCCGACUCUAAGUCGAAAUGGCUGAAAAGCAAGAUAUCUGAUGGGACUGAAUGCUGUUUGUCGUGCCAAAUGUUUCUCUGCGAACGAUGCGUUGGCAUCCAUAAAAAAAAUAACGGUGCUCAGGAGCAUGAAAUUUUCAAAAUAGCGAACCUGCGAAAAGAAGUGUUCCUCUUAUCCCAUAAAAACGACAAUCUUCAAAAGCAAACAAUCAUUUUACAAUUUGUAACCAUCAAAAACGUUUCAACUCUAUGCUAUUCCUUGCAAACCACUUUUGCACCUAAGUUCAUAACCGCAGAUAUCAAGAACGAUAAAGUUAUCCUUAUCAACGAGGGUGGUCUAGCAAAAAUAUUCUCUUUUGACGGUCACAUCAGAAAUGAAAUCGACUUUAAAAAAUCUCUCAGAAUUUUUAGAGAACACCAGAACAAUAAACUCUGCUGCCACAACUUCGAGCCGACAAGUUACUCCAUUACAAGCGAUGGUGACGUCAUUUCAACCAUCGUCAAAAAGUGCUCGCACGCUGCAAACCACACUCGCAAAAGUGCCGAUUUUAUAGCAGUGGCAAUUGUGCAAUCGAUUCAAGACGGAAGUCUUCAAAUUGUGUGCUCCAUACCAAUCGAAAAAAAAACUAAAAAAUCAUCAAUUCUUCCGUGUCGCAGGAAGCUGGAAAAUAAAAUUCAUCCCCAAGAACACAAAAGUGGACCCAGCUCUGUCGUCUGUCUCUUCAAUGGAGUCAUCAUUGUGGCGGAUUCCUUGCGCAGAAAGUUGUACGUCUUCAACAAGAAAUUUGAAUUUCUCAGAUGCUACGACUGUCUUGAAUGCUUUGAAAAUGAUUACGAAAUGAACCAGGGGUCGUUCGUCUUAACUGAAAUCGUCAAAAGUUUCAUGAAUUCCAAAGUUCUGCUGUUGGAUUCGUGUUUGGACUAUAUGAAGCCGCCAUCAUCAUUACCAUCGUCGUCAUCGUCGUCAGUUACAAAAGCAGAUGUUGUUUUAUCGCUGAAGGAAGGCUGUACAAGCACACCCCAAAGAAAAGAACUUGCUCCUAUUCCUCGUUCCCUGCUUGUCAGUGCUCUCUGCUCAGACGGAGAUGGCAAUGUGUAUGUCGGUAUGUCGGAUCGACCCGGUCAAAUAAGAGUGUUCAACGUGAAUGCAGGUGUGCAGGUUGCUAGCAUGGAAAACACUCGACUACUAUCAUGCGACAACUCCUCUUACGUCGCCAUGACGUCAUCCGGUGAUUAUUUAUUGCUUUUGUUGAACUACAACAACAAGAUGGCCGCCGAUGAUGACGUUGAUGAAGAUGGCGGGGGUGGUGGGGAUAGUUCUGUCGCAUCUCCAACUUGGGCUGUUCAUGUUUUCAAAUGUUCAUCAGCGGAUGGAAGGGGCGAUAGAAAAAAAUAUCCAUAGUUACCGCGGAAAUUGUGAAGAUGGUGCUGAAGUUGAUGGAUGGGGAUGCCGUUGAUGGUUUGGUUGGGGGUCGUAUCAAACAAUUUUGCAGGUCUAAUGUUUUUGAAGAGUCGCACGAAUGUUUUGAAACGGAAAAUUAAUGACAAUGUUUUUCAAUUGUUUAAUUGGUGGUGAUUAACUUUUUAGAGGCCCUUGAUUUGUGCAAAAAAA
Helobdella robusta is the source of this 1903-nucleotide messenger RNA. RefSeq lists its product as hypothetical. The record is from RefSeq and is a predicted model, not a curated record. The annotation marks the transcript as partial. Gene Ontology annotation, biological process: positive regulation of DNA-templated transcription. NCBI's taxonomy places the organism in Eukaryota, Metazoa, Annelida, Clitellata, Rhynchobdellida, Glossiphoniidae. The transcript is spliced from 4 exons. Gene Ontology annotation, cellular component: chromatin; nucleoplasm. Gene Ontology annotation, molecular function: ubiquitin-protein transferase activity.